Molecule: messenger RNA, 273 nt
Organism: Nannizzia gypsea CBS 118893
Lineage: Eukaryota; Fungi; Ascomycota; Eurotiomycetes; Onygenales; Arthrodermataceae
Exons: 2
Coding region: 1-273 (90 amino acids)
Source: RefSeq, a predicted model, not a curated record
AUGCGUGAGAGGUAUUCUCCUAACCUGGCUAUGAGUGCAUCAGGGACUUGUUUGAUGCAUUCGACUAUUGCUAUCCAUAUCGGCGCAGGGAUAUCUGAAGAUUUGUCCUCAUAUUCAGCAGCUUUGAAAUGGUGGCAGUCCCAAGCCGUCACCGCUUUGAAGUACGACAAGCUUUACAACCUCCCAUUCCUCGUGGUCUCCUACCUGGACGGGUGGUGGCUCGAGGUCGUCGUCGGCUGGGAAGUCCUCUGCAUCGGCGUUGCAGGGCUCUAA